Ambispora leptoticha is the source of this 3630-nucleotide messenger RNA. The record is from the annotation of a GenBank genome assembly. NCBI's taxonomy places the organism in Eukaryota, Fungi, Glomeromycota, Glomeromycetes, Archaeosporales, Ambisporaceae.
AUGGCUCGGAGUAAUAAGAGAAAAAUCAACGCUUCACUGGGUUCCAACGAGUCACCUUACUUGACACUUGACGAAAGUGAAAGUGACCUUGAAAUAAUCGAAAAUCCCGUUAAAGAAAUGUUCGGCAAGAAGAAUACUGAAAAGAAAAAGCUGUCUCCCGUAAUUGACGUUGGCCCUAAUUUAAUCGAAAUAAACACCGAUUCGGAAGACGAAGUAAUGGAAUUACAAAAUAUCCCUUCCCCCUUUCGAAUCGGCAAGAGGAGUCCUCUCACGAUAAUUGAUCCAAUCGACCAAAAUUUGUCGCCGAGUUCAAGUCGAAUUUCGACGAGACAAUCAUCGCAAUUGAUGUUAGAAAAUGAGGAAGCACCAACUGCUAAAGAGGAAGAAUGGAAUAGUGAUCAUAUGGAAAUAACUGAAACAAGCGAUCACUUAUUGAAAGACGCGUAUAGUGAAGAGAUCAUAGUUGAUGUUGGUCAUAAUAAUGUUGUAAAUAAUGACAUGAAUGAAGAAUAUACAGAAAUGAUUAUUGAUGAUUCUCAACGAACAAAUAAAUAUGAUCCUCAAAUACCCGAUAAAACAACUAAUAUAAAAGUCGUGAUGGACACAAACGAGCAUACAGAUACCAGUAUAUGCGUUAAAGUUCCAUUUAGAAACAAAGCGAAAAAUGCCUUUUUAAAGUCAAAGAAAGACAAAAAUAUUUUUACUGAAAGUGAUCAUCUGUAUAUCCCUAUAUCUGAUUUGCAUGAGGUGAGGGGGGACAGAACUUACUAUUGGAAUGCAACGGUAACCAUUGAAGACGAAGAUUUUGAAUGGGAAGAGGUACCAUUAAAAGAAAUUUCUAUCGGAGGCUAUGGCAUCGAAAUCUCUGAAAUCACAAUAUGGUUUAGAUCGUCAAAAGAUAAAAAUCUUUGGUAUCGGCUUAAAAACCCUCAUCCCGAAUAUGAAAAGAUAUUUCAAGUCUUCCACUGGAAAGCUACGCUGGCCAAAUAUUUUAUUGAUUACCUUGAUUCUUCAAGCGAAGAAAUUCGACUUUCAGAUUUCAAAUCAAAUUUCCAUAGUUGGUUAAAUAAAAAUUGUGCUGGUGAUGAGGCUUAUGAAAAAUGGAUUUCUUGUGUGGGUGCAAGAACCGAUUUUAGACCGACAAUAAUAGAGUGCGCUCGAUUUCUGUGGAGUCAAGCUACUUAUCUUGAUGUGAUGACAUAUAAAAAAUUCGUGGUAUUUCAAGAACUUGGAUUUGCGAAUCCUAAACGUCUUGGGGACCAUGAAGAGGAAACUAUCGUUACGCCGACGGUCUAUCGUUGGUUCGAAGACAUAUUCGGAGAUCAAUUAAAGAUCAUAGAGCAUAAAGAUAACACGACUUGGAAUGAUAAGGAAUCAUCAUUAAGCGAUAAUAUCUGCGUAAACAAUAAGGAAUUUAAAAUAGGAAAUGUCGAAUCGAUUUUUUUACCACAAAAAGACGGAAUAUGCCAUCAAGUUGAGAUUGAUUCGGUGAUUUUCUCUAUUGGUGAUGUCGUGGAAUUACAGGACGAUAAAGAAUCUGGGUGGACAGAUGGCGAUAAAUGGUUGUGUUUAAUUACUGAAUUCAUAGAAAAUCGAAAUGAAGUUGCACAAUUUCGUAUGCUCUGGAUGUACACGAGGUCGCAAACAGUCCUCUCAAAUCUCGAUGAAGAUUUCCAUCGACAAUCACGAAGAGAGUUGUUUUUUACCAAACACUGCGAAUGCGAUAAAGCCCAACCUCUGACUAGCAUAAAACGAAAAGUUAAGGUCAACUUCUUUGCAAGCUCUUGUCCCGGUAAGUCUCUUGUUAAAAUCUUGCUUCGUCUUUCUAACAUUAAAAUAGAAUUAAAUAAAAGAGAAAUUUCCCUCGUAGACGAAGAGAAUUAUUAUUUUUGUCGAUAUUUUUAUAAACAUACCGAGGGGGAUUUUUUAACCUUGCCGAAGGAAUUUCUGAACCCGAGUAAACUUCCACGUAUUUGUGGUUGCACUGCCGAGAAAAAGAGUCCGUUCGAGAAUUUUAUCGAAAAAUACGAAAUUGGGGAUUGUAUACUUAUACCUCCUCAAGAUAAAGAUCCCAAAAACAUAUUAACCGUCGCAUGUAUCGAAGAGAUCGUUAAAGAUCGAAAAAUUAUAAAGUUACGGCGAUUUUACCGGUGGUUUGAAAUCGAAUUAUCGAACAAGGAAUCAACCCACCCUAUCAACGAAUUAUUAUAUUCAAAGUAUAUAUUUGAAUAUGAUGAAUUUGAUAAUGACAUUCGAUUGUGCCACGUAGAAUAUCUAAAAUUCGGAGACCCACUGCCUGUAAAUCUUCAGCAUCGAGGAUCGGCGAAUCAUUUUUUCUUUUCUAGAAAAUAUAAUGUUGAAACAAGAGAGAUCAAGCCGCUCAAGUCUUCAAAAUUCGCUGAUUUAUUCCCUGAUUAUUAUUAUAAAGUAUCGGACAUAGAAAAAUUAAGAGGUUUAGAUCUAUUUUGUGGUGGUGGUUCUUUAGGUCGUGGAUUUGAGGAUGCCGGAUUCGUAGAAUGUCAUUGGGCCGUUGACAAAUAUGAGGCUGCUCUAAUGACUUAUCGUGAGAACGCAUCUGAUAAUAUUACUCUUAUUCACGAAAGUGUUAAUAAAGUGCUGCAAGAUGUUAUAAGUCAACCAAGGCAAACCAAAUUUCCAAAAAAAGGUGAUGUCGAUAUUAUCCUAGCAGGAUCUCCGUGUCAAGGAUUCUCGAAAAUGAACUACCAUAAAUAUAAUGAAAAAACUCAACAGAAUAACUCCUUGGUUACUUCGCUGGCAUCAUUCGUUGACUAUUACCAUCCGAAAUACGUUCUUUUGGAAAACGUUGCGAUAAUGGCUAAAUCUCUAAUAUUUAUGAGGCUUAUUGCCUGCUUGCUUGAAUUAGGAUACCAAAUCAGAUUUGGAUUAGUAUCUGCGGAAAGCAUGGGUUGUGCUCAAUCUCGUUGCAGAAUAUUUUUAUGGGGUGCAGCAGAGAACGAAGUUCUUCCUGAAAUGCCACCCAUAACACAUCGGUUCUCAAAAUCCUAUAAGGGGUACGCAACAACUUUUAAACUGCCCAAUAAAUCAAGGUUGGAUGGAUUAACUGUAGAAGAAAAUCCUAUAACGAGUUUCCCAUUAAUUACCGUAAAAAAAUUAAUAGGAGACUUACCCGAGUUGGAUACCGGCAUCUUUUGGAAUCCUCAGUAUCCGGAUCAUAUUCCACACAAUGUAAAUUACUUAUCAAAAGAGCUGCUGAGAAGAAUACCCUCGAUUGGAAACGCCGAUUAUUAUUCGGCUCGGCAAAUGAAUCUUAUUCCUGAAAUUUUCCAUCAUCCUAGUUACGAAGCUAAAAAGAAAAGAUUUGCAGAUGUUUGGAAAAAACUUAAAUACCGAUAUUGUCAACGUGUAGACGGCGACAGCCAUCCUCAAAUCAUUCAUUAUGAAGAACCUCGUACUUUGAGCGUUCGGGAAGUAGCGCGAGGUCAAGGAUUCCUAGAUUCUGAUAUAAUCUGCGGAUCAAUAUAUGACCAAUACAAAAUUAUUGGAAACUCGGUUCCGCGAAACGUAGCAUUCUCGUUAGGCUCAGAAUUAGGAAGAGCAUUAACGGAUCCACAUCAUAAAUCUUUACCGGAGAAUUUGUUAAAUGAUUAA